UGUUCAAACAAAAAAAGUAUUUUACUUUAUUUUAUUAUUAUUUGUUACUAAUUGGAAAGAAUACAAUAUAUUAUUUCCGGAAUCAGCAAGUGUAAAUACUAUGACAAAAAGAAAAAUGUCAGUGAAGAACACUACUUUUACUUUAUUACAUAUAUUUUUGUGGCUUUAUAACUUUGGAUACUUUUAAAAAAACCAUAAUCAUUUUGUGGCAGAAAUUAUGUUGUUUUUCUAAAGAGCGAAAUGAUGUUGUUGAACACUUGAACUGCUGAGUUAAGCAAAAAAAAGAGCACUUAAACUAUAUGUCAAACAAAUCAUCAGCCUGCUUUGUCCCCGAAUAACUCGCAUUUUUUUUAUAUGACUCAGAUUAGUAGAGUGAGUUAUCAGAUCUGAAGUCGAACUAAACCGAUUAACUAGUCGGUGUGAUCACUGAGAAAGGCCGUAUCUAAUAGGUGAGAAGUACAUUUGCACCAAAAACUCUGAAAAUUAACAAAAAUCGAUGUACUUUAAGGUCCAAAAUAUUAAAAACAAAAUUUACAUGAUCCAAAUUUUAAAUAUUACGUAGGGACCAAAGUUUUUUGAUAUUUUGAGCCGGUAAAACGAGAUAUUCAUAAUAUGGUCUUUAGAAACAAAAAAUAUAUUCAUAAUAUGGUCAUAUGUUAGGGAAUGGAUUUAAAAGAUAAAUAUAUAAAAAAAAUGAUAAAUAUAUUUGGGACAUUUAUAUUAAAUAUUAAAAGAAUGUAAUUAGUUGAUAUACAUUAUGAAAAUAUUACAUAAAAUAUCUAUUUUAUUUAACUGAAUAUUUAUUUUUGGACAUAAUAAUUUCAACCUUAUAUAGAACAUACAAAAUUUAAGUAAAGCAAAUUAUAAAAUAAAAAGUAAACGAUAUUAUAAAAUAAUUAUAAAUUAUUUAUGAAAAAAGGAAGGAGCUCAUUGUAGAGCAAAGAAAAGCCACAUAAACAAUUAUAAAAUUUAAGAAUACACUACAAGAAAAUAAACAAAAAUAUUUAUGGGAACCAGAAAAGAGAACUUGUUUUAAAGAAAUUGUUGAGAGGCUUGUCUCAAAUUAAUAGAGACAAAACUAAUUUUUCAAAAUGUUCAAAGCUAAACUAUAGCUAAUGUAGUUUAUGGUAUUGCUUUAGUAUGGUCCGUAUGGAACACGUAACAUUAACGUUGGUCCACUUCCCAUAUUGGCCGGUGAAUAUUUCUAUGGUCACAAGACUCGCACCUCACACUACUUCUCAAGAUAUUUCAUAUUAUAUAAUUUGUAAAGAAUUAUUGUGUCUGAGUUGGUUUUAAUCUCUGAACAAUUUUUUUGCGUGCCGAAAUAAAUGUUCACAUGAGCUCUGCAUCACGGGCGGCGUAAACUGAGGCAAACUCUAUUCAAUUUGGUUGAAGAUGCGGCAAGGCAAACGAUGAAGCUUCUAAUGUUGAUUUGAUCAAAUCAUACAUCAAUUAAAUGAAAACAAACGAUCGAUCAUCUACUAAAACCUAAAUCAAAUCGAAGAUGCCACUGCCACAUACAUUUAUUAGAUAAGGUUUCUAAAACAAAUUCACACACCUCAGUUCAAUAUCUGAUCAUACAUUUUUUAAUAAACAUAGCACAAGAUUUUCCAACCCAAGAUAUUUUUAAUAAGUAGUUUGUCCGGAAUCAAGAUCAAAUAUCAUAUGAAAUCCAAAAAUUUCAUAAAUUAAAUCAAUUCAAAUAAUAUUAAGUUUCACCUGUAACCAAAAGAUUACAUAUAUAUAUUUAAUUGGAAACUCAGCGCUCAAAACAUUACUAUACAUACUAAACAUCUACUUGUAUUGCAAAAAGACACAACUUUACAUCAGUUUAGCAUAAGCUCAACCAGUUUGAGUGGACAUCUAAUGAUUACCUACAAAACAAACAAAGUAAUGAGUAACUAACUAUUUACCACAAUUGAAAUAUCUAAUUUUUUGGAAGUUAAAAUAUUUUUUUUAAUGCUUCUUUCACUAUCGACCAAAUUGUAGUAAAAUGUUUUGUUUUGAUAAUUUUCUUUUCUAUUUUUAACUAUUAUAUGUUUAGAAACUAUAAUAUAAAACCAUUAGUUCGACAUCACGACUAUCUAAAAUUCAUAAUAUGAAAAUAAAUAAAUAAUAGUAAUUUUUUAUUAUCACAGGAAAAAACAAACAUCAAACAUUUUAACCGAACAAAUCAAAUAAAUAUUGUUUUAAAAUGAUAGUUAUAUUUUAGGAGAUUAAAAACUAAAAAACAGCUUAAAACCGAACUGAUAUCCAGAUUAAACGGAUUAAUGUCUUCUUAUUAAAAAAUAACAAAACUAAUAAUCACGUGCAAGGUGCGGAUUAUUACUUACUAUCCUGAUGUUGAUGUUGAUGUUGAUGUUGAUGUUAGAAUCGAUGGUAAAUUGGUAUUUUACGUAAUGGAAAUAAUGUAGUUAAAUAGAUGGGCCCUUAAUGGACUCAACUAUUCCAAACGUUUAGAUAGCCCAAUAAAAUUGCCGCGAAGGCGAUGGUUCAAAAACGGCAACCGAAUAAAAUCGAGCGGCGAAACUGUCUGCAUGUAGCGUUUUCCCGCUACUCCCAUUUUCCCUCUUUGUUUUUUUUUUCCUUUUUUUCAUUAUUAUUUUCUGCCAUUUCCUCUUAAUAAACCAGCAUCGACCAUGAGAUUGGUUCUCCACUUGGAUUCGAUCUCAAUCUCAAUCUCAAUCUCAAUCUCGAUCUCGAACUCUCUCCUUUUUUUUUCUCUACGAUGCCUACCAUCGCCGGACCCAGUUCGUCUCCUCACAAGCACAUCGUCGCCGCCAGAUCGGAGAAUACCGGAGUUUCUGAAGUCAACACACCUCGGAAACGCAAGCUGAGAUCAGAUUCCGCCGCCGAGGUUGCAUCGACGGCGAUCGUAACGGAGAGUUCGUUUGCUACGCCGAUGAAAUGGAAAUCUCCUCGACGAUGUGCUGUUUCAAGCCCCAAAGCACUUAAGAAGGAAGAUUCUAAAGGCAAGCUGGAAAGUCCAGUGAUGUCAGCCGUGAAGGAUCGAUUUGAUUGUUUAGAUGUUAAAUCAAAGUGGAAUCCUAGAGAUGAUGAUCAAAUGAGGGCUGUGAAGGAGGCAUUGCAUGUGUCUAAGGCACCAUCAACUGUUGUUUGCCGCGAGGAUGAGCAAAGACGUGUUUUAGAGUUUGUUAAAGGUUGUAUGGAGCAGAAGAAGGCUGGGAGUUUGUAUAUAUGUGGCUGUCCUGGUACUGGGAAGUCAUUGUCGAUGGAGAAAAUAAGACAACAAGCUGACGACUGGGCACAACAGGAAGGCUUGCCUUGUCUGGAGACUGUGUCUGUUAAUUGCACAUCGCUGACAAAGACAACAGAUAUCUUCUCCAAGAUACUUGGUGAGAGUGAGACCGGGAAGAAAGUUAAUGGCUCUUCUUCACCUCUACAGCAACUUCAGGUUUUGUUUUCUCAAAAGCAGCAAUCAUCCAGCACAAAGAUGAUGCUGAUCAUUGCUGAUGAGAUGGAUUACUUGAUAACAAGAGAUCGAGGUGUCCUUCAUGAACUUUUUAUGCUCACAACUUUGCCAUUUUCAAGAUGUAUACUUAUAGGUGUAGCAAAUGCAAUAGACCUUGCAGAUCGUUUCCUUCCUAAAUUGAAGUCUCUUAAUUGCAAACCUUUGGUUGUCACUUUCCGUGCCUAUUCUAUGGAGCAGAUCCUAAGGAUACUACAAGAGAGGCUUGUGGAACUUCCAUAUGUUGCAUUUCAAUCAAAAGCCUUGGAGCUUUGUGCAAGAAAAGUAUCAGCUGCAUCAGGAGACAUGAGAAAGGCUCUAUCUGUCUGCAGGAGUGCCUUAGAAAUCUUAGAAACAGAAGUUAAAGGAUCAACAGAUCAAGAACCACAAAGUCCAGUUACAGAGGAUCAAGUGGUCAAGAUGGAUCAUAUGGUAGCUGCAUUGUCCAAGACAUUUAAAUCUCCAGUAGUUGACACCAUUCAGUCUCUCCCUCAACACCAGCAAAUCAUAGUCUGUUCUGCUGCAAAAGCAUUUAGAGGAAGCAAAAAGGACAGAAGCAUUGCAGAGUUAAAUAAGUUAUACACGGAAAUAUGUAAAUCUUCAAUGAUCACUCCAGCUGGAAUAACAGAGUUCACUAAUAUGUGUACAGUGCUGAACGACCAGGGGAUAUUAAAACUGAGUAAUGCUCGGGACGAUAAGCUAAAGAGAGUGAGCCUAAGAGUAGACGAAGCAGACAUCACAUUUGCUCUUAAGGAAAUUCGAUUCUUCCGCAACUGUCUUCUGUGAUAAAGUGGUUUCUUCAAUUGUUCUAUAGCAUACAAAAGAAGACUAAAAACUCAAUACGAACUCACAGAAAUUGUUAUGUAAAAGGAACACAAACAAAAUGUACUUUCUAGUUAUUUAAUUACAUUUUACUAAUUAGAGCCAAAUUUACAAUUUUAUCAUGUA
This is a messenger RNA of Brassica rapa (field mustard), 4417 nucleotides long. RefSeq names its product cell division control protein 6 homolog. Gene Ontology annotation, biological process: DNA replication initiation; cell division; mitotic DNA replication checkpoint signaling. Gene Ontology annotation, molecular function: DNA replication origin binding; ATP hydrolysis activity. NCBI's taxonomy places the organism in Eukaryota, Viridiplantae, Streptophyta, Magnoliopsida, Brassicales, Brassicaceae. The record is from RefSeq and is a predicted model, not a curated record. Gene Ontology annotation, cellular component: nucleus.